Poeciliopsis prolifica (blackstripe livebearer) is the source of this 20717-nucleotide messenger RNA. RefSeq names its product obscurin, cytoskeletal calmodulin and titin-interacting RhoGEF b (gene obscnb). The transcript is spliced from 82 exons. The record is from RefSeq and is a predicted model, not a curated record. Lineage: Eukaryota; Metazoa; Chordata; Actinopteri; Cyprinodontiformes; Poeciliidae. Gene Ontology annotation, molecular function: guanyl-nucleotide exchange factor activity; protein binding. Bases 257 to 19558 code for a protein of 6433 amino acids.
GCUAUUUGGCAUCAUGAGCCCUCAGAGAAGAAAAGAAAAAGGAGUCUAGCCCACCACAGGAGACUGGGGAACUUCCAUCUUUCUGGAUUUACUAUCAUUUCACGGAUAUUUGUGCACAAAGAAGACCAAACAUUUUUUUGGUGGGAUUACUACACUCAGAGCUGGUCCUUAAUCUGGAAAUUUUUAGUAACAGCCAAUAGUCACAUGACUCAGAUGCUGAUUUACCUGAGAGGUUGAAGACUCAAAGAAGUAAAAAAUGGAUCAAAACCUGUUUGGAGGAGCCCCUAGGUUUCUCACACGCCCAAAGGCCUUCACAGUGGGUGUGGGCAAGGAUGCUACACUCAGCUGCACUGUUGUUGGCAACCCAACUCCAGUAAUCACCUGGGAAAAGGACAAGCUCAAGCUUUCGUCUGGGGGGCGAUUUAAAACUGUGGAAGAUGGAGACAUUUACCGUCUGACCAUAUAUGACCUCACGCUUGAGGACAGUGGUCAGUACAUGUGUCGAGCCAAAAACAACAUCGGGGAAGCUUAUGCUGCCGUGACCCUGAAGGUGGCCCUCCAAACGGAGAUGUCUCAGAGGGCCCCCAUUUUCACGGUGAAGCCCACUUCCACACGAGUGGCUUUAGGAGGAGAGGUUGUUUUCCACUGCCAGGUUAUGGCUCACCCUGAGGCCAUCUUUGAGUGGGAGAAGGACGGGCGCUACCUAGGUGAAACAAAUCGCAUCAAAAUUAUGUCCAACAGCGAAAGCAGCACCUUAAAGAUCCAAGGUGUGCGCAACUUGGAUAGUGGCACGUACAUCUGCAGGGCCCAGAACUCCGUGGGCCGCUCCCAGGCUGCUGCAGCUCUUGUGGUGGAUACUCAGGAUGCUCGGCACAUGUCUGCAGACAAGAGUACCUCUCUCCUCUCCCACAUGCAAAAGCGCAAAGAGGAAAUGAAGAAGGACAUCUCUAUCUUUCGCACAGAGGAAAACAGCUCCCUCUCCAAAGCCAACAUGACAUAUGCCCUGAGUUCCCUGAGCCUGGAGCAGGAGCUGAGGGCGUCUGCGCUGGCCAGUCUACCUAAAGGUGUUUUCACCCGCACUUGCACUGUUACUGAGGGCAAGCAUGCAAAACUCAGCUGCUUUGUGACGGGUCACCCCAAGCCACACAUUAUCUGGAGGAAGGACGGAACUAACAUCAGUGAGGGUCGCAGGCAUGUCAUUUAUGAGGAUCAAGCUGAGAACUUCAUCCUCAAGAUCCUGUACUGCAAACAGAGUGAUAAUGGUCUCUAUACAUGCAAUGCCACCAAUAUGGCAGGCCAGACCUACAGUGCUGUACUGGUUACAGUCAAAGAGCCAAAGGUGCCAUUCAAGAGGAAACUGGAAGAUGUGGAGGUACAAGAAAAGUCCUCAGCCACACUCAUGUGUGAGGUGCCACUCAUCGCCACUCAGACCGACUGGUUCAUGGAGGAAACUAGGCUGGAGCGCAACACCAAAUAUCACAUGGAUGAGGAUGGGACUCUGCGCCGCCUUACCAUACAUAAUGUUACCACUAAUGACGAUGGGGUUUAUAUCUGCGAGAUGAAAGAGGGCAGCCGCACUGUGGCUGAGCUCACUGUCCUGGGUAAUAUCACAAAGAAGCUUCCUCGGAGGACGAUCGUUCCAGUCAGUGACACCGUCAUCUUUUGUGUUGAGUUGGAGCAUCCUUGUCCAGAUGCCUACUGGACUCGCAAUGGCGAGAAACUGAAGGAAGAUUCUCGUACUUCAAUUGCUUGUGUUCUUAGACAGUACACGUUAACAAUUAAAGACUGCCAGGCAAAUGAUUCUGGAGAGGUGGCCUUUGUGGCCGGAGAUUGUAAGACUUCAACACGAUUCUCUGUCACUGCUCCCAGGAAGCAUCCCCCUGAUCCCCCAGUCGAUGCUGUGGUGCAGAACAAGACUGACUCGUCCAUCACCAUUCACUGGUCUCCCCCUGACAGUGACCGUCCCGUACCCAUUAAAGGAUACAUCGUGGAGAGGAGGAAAGUUGGUGCUUCUACCUGGCAGAGAUGCAAUGCUGGAGAAAUCCUCACAACCACAGAGACCACCAUAAGCAGUUUUGCAGAGGAAGCUAGCUACCAGUUCCGUAUUUCUGCCACAAAUGACUUUGGCCAGAGUCCCUUUCUGGAAGUACCUGGCAGCUUCUACCUUGAACCCACUGCAGAAAUCAGGAAGGGCCUGAUAAACAGCUCUGCAGUCUCUGGAGAGGAAUUCUCCAUCUCUGUGGAGUUGUCGGCUGUUUGUUCAGGCUUCUGGUCCCUAAAUGGACGCCUCCUGCGGAGUGGAUCAGAGUAUCUUAUUACCAAAUCUAAGAACAUUCAUACAUUGCUCAUUCGAGUCGUGACCAUAGAAAUGAAUGGAACUGAAAUCAAGUUUGUGGGUGGAGGUUCUCAGACCAGUUGCAUCCUAUCUGUGAAGGCACCUCCUAUCAGAUUCACCAACAAGUCUGACCAUCCAGAGGUUGUAACCUGCAGUGUCCAAGAGACGGCUCAACUGAGUGCUGAAGUGUCAGACUAUGAAACUCAGGUGGCUUGGAUGAAGAAUGGGCGAGAGGUGAAAAUGGGGAAGAAGUAUGAAUCCAUUAUAAGAGAGCGUAAGAGAAUCCUGAUGGUUCACAAUGUUACAGAGGAAGAUGUGGGUCUUUAUGAGUGUGUCUUAUCUGAGGAUAGGAUGUCAAUUCGACUGACCCUGAAAGAUGAGCCUGCCAAAUUUCUCAAUAAAACCAGAGGCCCCAUGGGAAUGUCAUCAUCCCUUAAAGGAGAUCUUGAGCUGACCUGUGAGGUGUCUUCUGCAAGUGCUGUUGUUGUAUGGAAAAAAGAUAAAGUUGAAAUUAGUGAGGACCAAAGAACAACUAUCAUCUCUAAAGGGACCCAAAGGAAACUUAUCAUUAAAAGUGCCAAGAAAAAUGAUGAAGGAUAUUAUUCUUGUGAGACAGCAGCUGAUAAAGUCACAUUCCAUGUCAAGAUAAAAGAAUCCCAAGCAGUAGCUGCAUUCUCCAAUAAAGAGUCAGUUCAGAGGGAUGUUAAAGCCGUCCUCAGCCAGAAAGCAACACUUAGCUGUGAUGUGUCAGACUCUAAGACGGAGGUGAAAUGGUACAAAGACGGAAAGUUGCUGGAGUCAAGUAAGAGAAUAUGCUUGGAGGCCAAGGGGAGCGCCCGUCAGCUGGUGAUUGAAAACAUCGAGAAGACUGAUGCUGGAGAGUAUACCUGUGAAGCUGGAGGGGAUAAACUGGUCUUCAAGAUAACUGUAUCAGAGGUUCUGUCUGCUUUCUGCAAUAAGGAGUUAGUACAGAGGGAGGUGAAAGCCACUCUCUCACAGAAAACCACCCUUAGCUGUGAGGUAGCAGACAUGAAGACAGAGGUAAAAUGGUACAAAGAUGGCAAACUCCUGACUUCCAGCAAAACGGUUCAAACUGAAUCAAAAGGCAAGAGUCGCCAGUUGGUGAUUGACAGCGUGGAGAAGAAAGAUGCAGGAGAAUACACCUGCGAGGCUGGGUCUGAAAAGAUGAGUUUUAAGAUCAGUGUGGCAGAGGCCCAGUCAGCCUUCUUCAACAAGGAGUCGGUCCAGAAGAAUGUCAAAGCCACUGUGUCUCAGAAAGCUACGCUUAGCUGUGAGGUGUCUGAUACGAAGACAGAGGUUAAAUGGUACAAAGAUGGCAAGCUGCUCACUUCUAGUAAGAUGGUACAUACAGAGUCAAUAGGCAAAAGUCGGCAAGUUGUGAUAGAGAGCCUGGAGAAGAAAGAUGCUGGAGAGUACAUCUGUGAAGCUGGUGCGGAAAAGCUUUCCUUCAAACUCCAAGUGGAAGACAUGCAGGACCAGUCUGCCUUCUACAAAAAGGAUUCUGUGCAGAAAGAAGUGAAAGCCACUCUUUCCCAGAAGGCCACUCUGAGUUGUGAGGUUGCUGACAGCAAGACAGAGGUGAAAUGGCACAAAGAUGGGAAGCUGCUCACUUCAACCAAAACAAUUCACACCGAAUCAAAAGGCAAGAUUCGCCAGCUGGUAAUUGAAAGUGUGGAAAGAAAAGAUGCAGGAGAGUAUAUUUGUGAGGCUGCGUCUGAAAAGCUGGCUUUUAAGUUGCAUGUUGAAGAGACCCAGAUUAAGACAGUCUUCUUCAACAAGGAGUCUGUCCAAAAGGAGGUGAAAGCCAUUCUGUCGCAGAAAGCCUCUCUGAGCUGUGAGGUUGCUGAUGCAAAGACAGAGGUGAAAUGGUACAAGGAUGGCAAGCUGCUGAAAUCCAGCAAAACCAUACAUAUAGAGUCAAAGGCCAAGAGUCGCCAGCUGAUGAUUGACAGUGUCGAGAGGAAGGAUGCUGGAGAAUACAUCUGUGAGGCUGGGACAGAGAAGCUGACUUUUAAGAUUCAUGUGGCAGAAACUACAACUGGCUUCUCUAGCAAGGAAUCAGUUCAGAGAGAAGUGAAAGCUGCUCUCUCUCAGAAAGCCACUCUAAGUGCUGAAGUUUUAGACUCCAAAAUGGAGGUGAAAUGGUUCAAGGAUGGAAAGGCUCUCACUUUGAGUAAGGGGAUCCACAUGGAAUCAAAGGGCAAGACCCGUGAGCUGGUAAUAGACAGAAUGGAGAAGAAAGAUGCUGGAGAAUAUACCUGUGAAGCUGGAAGCGAUAAGCUGGUAUUCAAGCUGCAAUUGACAGACAUAGCUGUGAAGUUUAAGAAGCCUACCAAGGAUACAUUUAUUGUUGAAGCAAGUGAAAAAGUUGUUUUAACGGCUGAAGUGACCACAGAAGUUGGUAAUGUGAAGUGGUUCAGAGAUGGCGUGGAGAUAAAAGAGAGCAGCAAGUGUGAAAUACGAAAAGAUGGGCUUUCUCGCACUUUGACACUGAAAUCGGUAGAGACCAAAGACAGCGGAACGUACUCCUGUCAAACUCCAGAUGACAAAGUGGAAUUCAAAGUUCAGGUUAAAGAUUCAGCUUUGAAGUUUGUUGUUCCUUUGAAAGCUGCUACAGUGGAGUUAGGAGGAACACUCAGCCUAAUUUGUGAGCUAAAUCAGGCCUCAGGGGAUGUUCUCUGGCAGCACCAGGGCCAUGAAAUUAAACCUGGAAACCGGCACUGUGUCAGAACAGAUGGAGCUAAAAGGAUCCUCACUGUAACAGCAGUCACUAAAGAAGAUGAAGGGGAAUACAGCUGUGUGUGUAAAAAUGACAAGACCUCUGCUAAAGUAACUUCUAAAGCACCAAGGCUCGUGAGGUUGACCACUAAAUUGAACAACAUUGCUGCAAUGGAGGGAAAGGAUGCCAUUUUCAAAUGUGUAGUCACUCCGGCUGACGUCAAUGUUCGGUGGUUCCACAACAAUAUACCCAUCACUCCUGGGCCCAAGUACAAACCUGAGCAUGGAGGUGGUAGCUUUGCACUAACCAUCACCUCAGUCACACAGAAAGAUGCAGGAGAAGUUAGUGUUGAUGCAGAAGGCAAAAGCUCCAAAGCAACUCUUCAAGUUCAGCGUGAACCUGUCUCUUUUAAGAAAAAGCUGGAAAAUAUGACAGUGGAAGAAGAGAAUGAAGUAAAACUGGAAGUAGUGCUGAGUAAGCCUUCAGAUGAAGUCAAGUGGAUGAAGAACAGUGUCGUUGUGCAGCCCACAGGAAACAUAGAGAUCCGAGUAGAAGGAGCGAAGCAGAUUCUAAUUCUCAAGAGAGUAACUUAUUCUGACCGCGGGAUAUACUCUUGUGAGACUCUGGAUGACAAGACUCAAGCAAAACUCACUGUUGAGAUGAAGAAGAUUCAGGUAAUUAAAGCUCUAACAGAAACAAAAGCUCAUGAAACGGAGGCAGUGACUCUUGAAGUGGAGCUGAGUCAAGCUGAUGUUGAAGGCUCGUGGACCAGAGAUGGGGCCAAGUUAAAGUCAGGGGCAAACUGCCGCAUCACAACCGUGGGAAAAAAGCAUAUCCUGACACUUUCCAAUCUGAAGAGAGAGGAUGCUGGGACUAUUUCCUUUCAAGCAGAGGGCGUCCAUACCUCAAGCAAACUGAUUGUCACAGAACCUCCUGCUAUGAUCUCCAAACCCAUUAUGGACAUCAAUGUUCCUGAGAAGGAAAAGGCAACAUUUGAAUGUGAAGUGUCUAGAAACAACGCAGAAGUUAAAUGGUUCAAGGAGGAUGUUGAACUGAAGCCAACAAAGAACAUUGCUGUUCAUGCCUUGGGCCGAAAGCGCACAUUAGUUAUCAACAAAUGCACUCCUGAAGAUGGAGGCACUUACAUCUGUCGCACAGCUGAUGAUAACACUUCAGCUAAGCUCAUUGUGCAAGCCAGAGAUAUCAAGAUUGUUAAGAAGCUAGAAGAUGUGGAAGUGGUGGAGAAGGAGAGUGCUUCGUUUAUCUGUGAAAUCUCUCACGAUGACGUGGAGUACCAGUGGUUCAAAGGAAAUACUAAAAUUAAAGCCAGCGAAAAUGUCAAGAUGAGACAAGAGGGCAGAACGUAUGUACUGCUGUUUAAAUCUGUAACUCCUGAAGACAUGGGUGAAAUUAGAUUUACAGCUGAAAAAGCAUCUUCAGCUGCAAAACUUAAAGUGAAAGAACUGCCUGUCAAGUUUGUGAAGAAACUCAGGGAUAAGAUAGCGAUGUAUAAGCACCGUGCUCAUCUUGAAUGCCAAGUGUCACGUGCCAGUGCAAAAGUGAAGUGGUUCAAGAACAAGAUGGAGAUCAAAGCCAGCAAAAAGUACGAGAUCAAAGGUGAAGAUGUGUACCGAAACCUCACCAUCAAUGACGUGGAUUCUGGUGAUGAAGACAUGUAUACCUGCGAUGCUACAGAUGACAAGACAUCCUGUAAAGUGCUUGUGGAAGAACAGACUAUCAGUAUUGUACGGGAAGUCAGUUCAGUCGAGGUGACGGAACCCUUUGCAGCUGUUUUUGAAGUUGAAGUCAGUAUGGAAUUGGUGAAACCUCCGAUUUGGACUUUGAAUGGAGUUCCUGUACAGGAGGGUGUUGAUGUCGAGAUGGAGAGAGAAGGCACCAUGCAUCGUCUCACUUUUAAAAAGACCAAAGCAUCAAUGACUGGACCAGUUCAAUUCGCUGCAGGGAAAAGCAAAUCUCUUGCUCAGCUCACAGUCAAAGAGCGCCCACUUGAGAUCACUGAGCAUAUCAAAGAUAUAAAGGCAAAUGAAAAAAGCUCUGCUACACUUGCUUGCAAAUUUUCUGCGACACCUAAAGAAGUGAAGUGGUUCAAAGGUCAGGUUCUUCUGGCAGCAUCAGAUAAAUACAACAUAAGACAAGAUGCUGCAAGGGCUCAACUAACUGUUCAAAAGUUGACUGAAGAAGACAGUGGGGAGUAUCGCUGUCAGUCAGGUCCUGCUGAAACCAAAGGGACUCUAACUGUUGAAGCCCGAGAAAUAAAGAUCACCAAGCAUCUAACUGACACAGAGGUUGAUGAAGACAGUGAUGCAAUGUUCACAUGUGAGAUCAACUACUCUGAUGAAGAUGCUCAGUGGCUUCUUAAUGAGAAGGUCCUGUUCACCAAUGAGGUGAACACCAUCACACAUGAGGGUAAGGUCCACAAGCUCACGCUGAAGAACUUGGCUCCUCAGGAUGGGGGAACUAUCACCUUUCAAGUACGCAAAGUGAAAGAAUCUGUUACAUUGAAGGUCAAAGAGAAACGAGCUGUGUUCCUCAAGUCACUAGAUGAUGUCACAGGAGAAGAGAAAGGCAUGAUAACUUUGACAUGUGAAGCAAACAAGCCAAGAGUUUCUCCUAUAUGGAGAAAAGAGGAUAAAGUGUUAAAAGCUGGACCAAAAUAUGAGCUCCUUCACACGGGCAAGUCUUUGGGACUGAUUGUUAAGGAUGUGACCAAGGAAGAUGCCGGAGAAUACAGUUGUGAUCUUGGCACAGAAGUCACAAAGGCAAAGGUCACUGUAAGAGAAAUUGGUAUCGGUAUCACAAAAAAACUGAAAUCCGUUGUGGUGAAUGAAGGAGACACAUGCAGCUUUGAGUGCAUUCUGUCACGUGAGAGCAUUGAUGACUGCUUGUGGUCUGUUAACGGCAAAGCUGUUAAAAACGGAGGUCGCUUUAAGAUCUCCAGUCAGGGGCGGAAGUACACUCUGACCCUGAAGGAUGUGACCCCUGCUGAUGCUGGUGAGGUGGUCUUCAGCAUUAAAGACCUGAGCACCAAAGCUACACUAAAAGUUGAAGGAAAAGCUUCAUCUCUAUCAAAUGGGCUUCAGAAUGUUUCUGUUGUGUGUGGCGAAGAUGCUGUUUUUGCCUGUGAGGUUACACAAGCGAGUUUUACCGUAAAGUGGGCCAAAGAUGGUAAAUCCAUCAGAACAAGCAAAAAGUAUGAGAUCAGUCAACAGGAGAAGCUCAUGAAGCUGACCAUUCACAAUGUGUCAGCUGAAGAUUCUGGGGAAUACAGCUGUGAAGUUGUUGGAGGUGCAACCACAAGAGCCAAACUGGAAAUUAAGGAACCGAUCCAUAAAUUCACCAAAGCGCUUGAGGACAUCCAAGCGGAUGAGCGGACCUCUGUGACCUUACGUUGUGAAACGGCACAAACUCCAUCCGUGGUGACGUGGCUGAAAGGCCACACAGAGCUCAGGGCUGGAGGUCAAUACGAGAUGUCCCAGAAGGAGAAGGUCCUAACUCUCAUCAUUAAACACCUGGAGGAGAAGGAUACUGACAUCUACACAUGUGAUGUGGGCACUGCUAAAAGCAUGGCAAAGGUGACUGUGAAAGCAUUGCCAACGACAUUUGUGAAAAAGUUGGACACCCAGGAGGCCGAGGAAGGAGCCAGUGUUACUUUGCAUUGUGAGCUCUCCAGACCUGGUGUCUCUGUGGAGUGGAAGAAAGGAACACAGAUUCUGAAGUCUGGAGAGAAGUACCAGAUGAAGCAGAAAACUUCUGUGAAUGAACUCAUUAUUAAUAAAUUGGUGCCAGAAGACAGUGGAGAUUACAGCUGUAUGUGUGGAGACCAGAAGACAACAGCCAACCUCAAGAUCAAGGCCCAACCAGUGAUCUUCAAACAGAAGUUGGAGAACCAGGAGGCCAAGGAAGGAGCCAGUGUUACUUUACAUUGUGAGCUUUCCAAACCUGGAGUCUCUGUGCAAUGGAAGAAGGGAACACAGGUCCUAAAGUCUGGAGAGAAGUACCAGAUGAAGCAGAAUGCCUCUGUGAAUGAACUCAUUAUAAGCAAGGUGGUACCAGAAGACAGUGCAGACUACAGCUGUGUCUGUGGAGAUCAGAAGACCACAGCCAAUCUCAAGAUCAAGGCCCAACCGGUGACCUUCAAACAGAAGUUGGAGAGCCAAGAGGCUGAGGAAGGAGCCAGUGUUACUUUGUGUUGUGAGCUCUCCAAACCUGGAGUCCCUGUGGAGUGGAAGAAAGGAACACAGGUCCUAAAGCCUGGAGAAAAGUACCAGAUGAAGCAGAACGCUUCUGUGAAUGAACUUGUUAUUAGCAAACUAUUGCCAGAAGACAGUGGUGACUACAGCUGUGUGUGUGGAGACCAGAAGACCUCAGGCAGCCUCAAAAUCAAGGCAGAACCAGUGACCUUCAAACAGAAGUUGAAGAGCCAGGAGGCUGAAGAGGGAACCAGUGUUACUUUAUGCUGUGAGCUCUCUAAAAAUGGAAUCCAUGUGGAGUGGAAAAAGGGCACACAGGUCCUGAAGUCUGGAGAGAAGUACCAGAUGAAACAGAAGGCCUCUGUCAAUGAACUCGUAAUUAGAAAAGUGGUGCAAGAAGACAGUGGAGACUACAGCUGUGUCUGUGGAGACCAGAAGACCACAGCCAAACUCAAGAUCAAGGCCCAACCAGCGACCUUCAAACAGAAGUUGGAGAGUCAAGAGGCUGAAGAGGGAGCCAGUGCUACUUUACGUUGUGAACUCUCCAAACCUGGAGUCUCUGUAGAGUGGAAGAAGGGAGCACAAGUUCUGAAGUCUGGAGAGAAGUACCAGAUGAUGCAGAAGGCCUCUGUGAAUGAACUCAUUAUUAAUAAAUUGGUGCCAGAAGACAGUGGAGAUUACAGCUGUUUGUGUGGAGACCAGAAGACCACAGCCGACCUCAAGAUCAAGGCUGUGAAGCUGUCUACACCUCCUUCUGGUGCUAAACCAGAACCCAAAACUCAGGAGACCAAAGAAAAAACUGAAGUCAAGGCAAGUGAAGUUAAAAGCACUGAGCAGAAGAAGCAGGAGAUAAGUGAAACUGUAGAAGCUGUGAACCUGCCAUCUACUGGUGAAGCCCCUAAACAGCAAGUACUGAAAGAAGAAAAUCAGAGAAGCUCAAGAGAAUUGCAUACAGAACAUGAAGUCCUAGGAGAGAAGACUGUUAAACAAGCUGCUCAGAGUGAAGAGACCAAAAUCCAGGCACAAGUUGUUCAAGUCGUAUGCAUUAAGGACCUGGAAAGCUGUGUGUCAGAGGAGGGAGCAAGCAUCACUCUGCACUGUGAACUUUCUAAACCCGGAGUCCCUGUACAGUGGAAGAAAGGACCUGAAGUCUUGAGUCAUGGAGAAAAGUACCAGUUGAAACAAAAUGGAUUACGUUACGAGCUACAGAUCUUUGAUUUGACUCCUCAAGACACAGGAACCUAUUCAUGCUGCUCAGAAGACAUAUUAAGCUCUGCAUCUCUUAUAGUGAAUGCCUCCCCAGUGGUUUUCACACGCGAGUUGGAAAGUCAGACUGUGGAAGAGGGCCAGAAUGCUACAUUACAGUGUGAGCUUUCCAAGUUAGGAGUUUCUUUGGAGUGGAGGAAAGGAGAACUUGGCCUUUGCCCUUGUGGAAAAUAUGAAAUUAGACAAACAGAGAACCUGGCUACACUAAUAAUCCAUGACGUAGAACCAGAGGAUUCUGGAAGUUAUACAUGUGACACUGGUGAACAUCAAAGCACCGCAAAGCUGUCUGUGAAGGCCAAACCUGUCCUUUUCAAAACUAAGCUACAAAACCUGGAAAGACAGGAAGGGGAGUCUGUUAGCUUUUGCUGUGAGAUCACCAAACUGGGAGCCAGUGUGGUCUGGAGGUGUGGUGACAAGGUGCUGACAGCCAGUAGCAAAUACCAACUGAAGCAGGAAGGGACUGUGGUCCAGCUUGUUAUCUAUAAACUGCAGAGAAGUGACGCAGGAGAAUACUCCUGUGAUACUGGCUUCCAGAAGACUUCAGCAACCCUUAAUGUUAAUGCCGCUGAGGUUCUGAUUUUGAAGUUCUUGGAGAGCUGCGUUGUUGAUGAGGGGGAAGAUGUCCACUUUGAGUGUCAGCUUUCUCAUGAGGAGACUCCACAGAUACAAUGGAAACUCCAGGAUGUCCCUCUGCAAAAUAACGAAAUGAAUCUGAUAAGGUCUGAGGGCCGGGUGCACAGCCUCACUCUUAGAGGUGUCACAGCCUCCGACUCUGGAACAGUCACUUUCACAGUAGGAAACCACACCUCCACUGCUGCUCUCACAGUCAGAGUGCCACCAAUAUCCUUUAAAAAGGAGCUGGAAAGCCAAGAGGCCAGAGAGGGAGGAGAGACCACACUGUCCUGCGAGACAUCAAGUCCUGACUGUAAGGUGACCUGGUGGAAGGGCUCAACUGUUGUCUCUCAGGGAAAGAAGUACACCAUUCAGCAAAGAGCUACCACUCACAGCCUGGUGAUACACAAGUUGGUCAAGGAGGAUAGUGGUGAAUAUACAUGUGAUACAGGAGACAAGAAAAGUACUGCUAGGCUGACUAUCAAAGAACAUGUUCGCAUUGUCCGUGAGCUCCAUGAUGUUACCGUGACCACUGGUCAGGACGCCAUCUUUGAGGUCGAGCUGUCACAUGUAGGCGUCACUCAUGGGGAAUGGUGGCUUGGAGACAACCUCCUUCAAAAUAAUGAUCUGAAUCAAAUGAGCGUUCAGGGGAGAGUUCACCGACUGGCUCUGAAGAUGGUAACCACAGAUGAGUCAGGUGAUGUUGCCUUUGUCGUUGGUGAGGAGAAGAGUGUGGCUUGUCUUCUGGUCGAGGAGAAACCCAAAGUGGUAAUAUUAGAGAAACCUCAUAACGCUGCAGCAGUAGAGGGAGAAACCAUCACACUCAGUUGCUCCAUCUCCGACUCCAAUGCCUCUCUCACGUGGAUGAGGAACAAUGUGCCAAUCCAAGCUGGUAUAAAGUAUGACCUGAAGAAGAAUGGUGCAUUGCAUCAGCUCCGAAUUCACAACCUGGUCCCAGAGGAUUCAGGAAUAUACAUCUGUGAUACUGGAGAUGCACAGUGUGAAGUUACUUUAACUGUGCAAGGUGCCCCAGUGUUCUUCAAGAAAGAGCUCAAGAGCCAGGAUGCCAUAGAGGGUGAUGAUAUCACCCUACAGUGUGAAGUGUCUAAGCCAGGUGUCCGUGUUGAGUGGAGGAAAGGAGGUAUUGUCCUCCAACCUGGUAAGAAGUAUGAAAUGAAGCAGGAGGGACACAUUCAAGAGCUCUGUAUUCAUAGCCUGGAACCUGAUGACAGUGGUUACUACACCUGUGAUGCGGGAGAGCAGCUCACUACAGCUUCUUUGGCAGUGCAAGUGAAAGAAGUCUUCAUUGUUACUGGUCUUAAGACCACUGACGUCUUUGUUGGGGAAUGGGCAACAUUCUCCUGCCAGCUUUCUGGUAGGGCGCCUGGUAAGGUGCAGUGGUGGCUGGAUGGCACCUUGCUGGAGAACAGCCCCUGUAUUGAUAUAGGGGUGGAACAGGGCUUUAUCCACACACUCACCUUUAGGAACCUGGCGACAGAUGACUCAGGCACUGUCACCUUCAAAACGGGCAACUUAACCUCAUCAGCCAAGCUCUUAGUCAAAGAUCCCACGGUUGAGGUGGUGAACGAUAUGGAGGACCUUUGGGUGGUUGAAAACCAACCGGCUGAGUUCAUCUGCCAGUUCUCCAGGCCAGUCAAAGCUCAGUGGAGGAAAGAUGGGCAGCUUUUGCAGCCCGAUGGCCGAAGGGUGGUAGUGGAGCAGGACUGGACUGUUGCUCGCUUGUACAUUAACUGUGUUUCCGGUGCCGACACGGGAACAUAUUCCUGUGAGGCAGAGGGUACCUCUGUGGUCGCUUCACUUCAUGUGGAAGACAAACCCAUUAACAUUGUCCAAGGCCUGGAAAACGUGGAAACAUUUGAUGGGGGUGAAGCAUUGUUUGAGUGCGCCCUUUCUCGCCCUGAGAGCAAAGACUGUCACUGGCUUCUUGAUGGAAAACCAGUAAAGGAAUCCCCUAAAGCAGAGAUUGUGUCUUUUGAAAGUGGUCGACGUCAUCUGCUGCUCCUGAAAGAUCUGCAUGACAAAGACAGUUGCACAGUAACAUUUAAAGCUGGAACAACUUCCACCUCUGCCCAGCUCACUGUCAAAGGCUGGAAACUGGAGAUCGUGCAGGGUUUGGAGGACAAAGUGGCCGCUGUGGGAGAGAAGGUUGAGUUUUGUGUUAAGCUUACUGAGCCUGUUCCUGCAGCAGAUGUGACCUGGUACGCUAAUGGCGUUGAACUCAAACCCAGCGACCUCUGGGCCAUGAGGGUUAACGGCAGUUCUUAUUGCCUUGUCCUGAGACAGGCCCCUCUUAUGCCCCAACAAGAAAUUACCUUUGCAGCCAGGGAUGCACUUUCUUUGGCCAAGCUUACCAUCAUCACUGUACCUGACCCCCCCGAGGAUCCAGAAGUCCUCCGUAAAACCACAGAGUCUGUUGCUCUCUCCUGGUUUACUCCUCUUCAUGAUGGAGGGAGUCCUAUCAUUGGCUACAGAGUGGAAAUGCGACUUGUAGACAGCGCCCUCUGGCUUCCAUGUCAUUCUGAGCCUGUUUGCAACACAGAAUUUGUUGUGGAAAAACUGGUGCCUGGGAGUGGCUACAGGUUCAGAGUGGCAGCAAUUAACAAAGCUGGGCCUGGAGAGCCUGUUGAGCUCCCUCUGACAGUGCAGCUUGAUGUAAAACAGACAAAAGUAAUAGAACAGCCCAGUCUACCUCCCGAGUCUGCGGAGGAAGGAGAACUCUAUGAUCUGUGGGACGCAUCAGCAAAGAAACGUCGCAUGAGCAGAGAGCCCACUCUGGACUCCAUCUCAGAACAGCCUGAGGACAAUAGCAAAGGCGGAAAAAAACAGCAGAAAGAGUCUGUGUCAUCAGAAAAAGUAGAAAUCACAGCAGUGGAGAAAGAGCAGGUCGAUGUGUCCAAGAAACAGACAGAAUCCGUUCAGUCCAUCAGCUCCGAGGAUCAGACAGUUACUGGCGGCUCCUCACUUGUAUCUUACCUGAAAAAGAGCAGCAAGACUGAAGCAACAACAACCAGUGAGACAGAGACUCUAACAGCAGAGAAGUUCUUUGCUCAUUUCCAAAUGGUAGAGCAGAAAACAGUCCAGCAGACUGAAUCAAAAACAACAAUAAUUCAAAAAACAGAUGAAAAGCAACUGUCUACUCAGGAGGCCAGUAUCAUGGAGAUCACAAAAGAGGAGGAGCCUGAGCUGACAGAUGCUGCCAUCAAGAUUCAAGCUGCCUUUAAAGGUUACAAGGCUCGCAAAGACAUGCGUCCCAUCUUUAAGGAGGUUUUUAAAGACCAAACCAAAGAACCUAAUGACACCAUACAUCUCGAAUGUGUGUCAGAAGGUAAACCAGAAAAGGUGCGCUGGCUGAAGGAUGGUGAACCGCUGAUGGAUGGCAAACAUCAUCAUAUUGAUAUCUACAAUGAUGGCACCUGUGCACUGGUCAUUACUGCCAUCACCACAAAAGACACUGGGGUUUACACCUGUGAGGUCACCAACAAGUUUGGAGUGACGUCUCACAGUGCUAAGGUGACAGUGGGAACGGUGAGGGAAUCAUCAGGCCGACGACCCCUGACAAUAGGUUACAGUGCCGACAGUGAACCCGAGAGCUCUUCCGGUAGUGAGAUGGACGAGUCGCUGAGACAGGCGAGCAGACGUCUCAGGCGCCUUCUUCGCACACGACUCCCACCUGAUGUUGAGGAGGAACCAUUUAUCAGCGCAGACGAGGGCGACUUGCAUCCCCCAGAUCCUCAUUCUUACCGGGAGGAUGAAAAUUACAUCUACAUUCGCUUUGAUUCCCAAUCAGAGGCUGAGAUUGCCUCUAAAAGAUUCCAGGAGAUGUUCACGGUCCAUGGAGUACCCAUAGAGACCGCCAUCAUCGCAGCAGGGACUCACAAAGUAGAGCUGCGAAUUAGAAAGAUGGGCUACAUUCAGGAUGGUACACAGACCCCAACACAGGAUCGACAGCCUCCUGCUUUAUUGACUGGAGCUCCAGCUGCUCCAGUAUUCCUGACGGAGCUACAAAGUCAGGAUGUUCCUGACGGCUAUCCAGUCAGCUUUGACUGCGUUGUGAUUGGCAAGCCCCCUCCCACUGUUCGCUGGUAUAAGGAUGGCAAGCUGUUGGAAGAAAAUGACCAUUACAUGAUCAAUGAGGACCAAGAGGGCUGUCACCAGCUCAUCAUCACCUCUGUCUUGCCCACUGAUAUGGGCGUUUAUCGCUGCACAGCGGAAAACAGCAGUGGGAUUGCCGCCACUAAAGCUGAACUUAGAGUUGACAUGUCGUGCAGCUCAGAUUAUGACACUGCUGCAGAUGCUACUGAGACCUCAUCGUAUGUCAGUGCUAAAGGUUAUGUGUCCAGUAGGGAAACUGAAACAUUUGAAUCCGUAAGUGAAGACGAUCAGCUACCACAAGUUGUGCACGAACUUCAUGAUGUUCAUGUCAGUCCAGGUUCACCUAUUGCUAAAUUGCAACUCAAAGUAAAAGGGUUUCCCAAACCGAGAGUGUACUGGUUCAAAGAUAGCCAGCCUCUCCGACCGUCAGAGAGGAUUCAGCUUUUAGCAGAGAGAGAUCUUCAUGCUGUGGAGAUCCUUGAAGUGAAGAGAGAGGACAUGGGGGAGUACUCUGCUUAUAUCAGCAAUGCGGCUGGUUCUGCUUAUUCCUCUGCCCGUCUGAUAGUACUGAGUCCUGGGGAAAUUAUGCCACAGGAUAAAAAAGAUUCUAAGGAGCCGCUGGUGCCUCCACGCUUCAUUGAGAAGUUCAGCAAUAGAAAGGUGAAACAAGGAGCAAGCAUCACUCUCUCAGUCAAGGUCGAAGGAUCUCCUACUCCCAUGGUCUCCUGGCUGAAGGAGAAAUCAUCAGAGGAUGUCUUGUGGAUUAAACCUGAUACUAAAGGAUACAAAAUAGCCAGCUCUGGUCGCCAGCACAGCCUCAUACUGAUGGACGUAGAUAAAGAAUAUACUGGCAUCUACACCUGUAUAGCUACAAAUAGGGCAGGGCAGUCGCUCUGCAAUGCUCAGCUUGAGGUGGAUGACACACCACAACUGAAGAAAAAUACUGCAGCUUCAGAGAUCCUUGGGAUUACAGUUAGUCCUCCACAAGAAGAGCCUGGCAGAGGAAGUGAAGGUAAAAUACCCUACUUAGGUGAAGUUGGCACAGAGGAAUUCCUCAUGAAACUCACUUCUCAGAUCACCGAAAUGGUUUCAGCAAAGAUCACACAAGACAGCUUACAGAAUCACGACGUGCUCCAGUGGAUGAAAUCUUGGCCCAAAUCUGCCACUUCUCUACGAGUACCAGGUGUGGACAGUGAUGAUGAGACCAAAACACCUUCUCCAUCUCCCCAUCAUGGUCGAUCUCGACCACCUUCCCUCAUGGCAGAUUCGUCCUCAGAGUCAGAUGAUGGAGAUGCCAGAGGAGAGAUGUUUGACAUUUAUGUGGCAUCUGCGGACUACAAUCCCACUAUUGCAAGCAAAGACUCCAUCUCUCUUAAAGAGGGACAGUAUGUGGAGGUCUUGGACUCAGCUCAUCCUCUUAAAUGGUUGGUCCGGACCAAACCCACCAAAACAACACCUUCACGACAAGGCUGGGUGUCACCGGCCUACUUGGACAAAAAACUUAAACUCUCAGCGGAUGCAGGGGAUCUUCCAGAAACAAGUGUAGAAGAGGUUUCCGAAGGAGAAUACAAGCGGAAGUUAUUCCAGCUGAUGCAGGACCUGAUAAAUGGAGAAUCCGAGUUUGUCAAGGAGGUGGAAUUCUUCACUUCUCACCACAUGAAGCACUCUGACAGCCCAGAUGCUCCACCUGAUGUCUGCAGCCAGAAAGAAGCCAUCUUCAGGAACGUUGAUGACAUCAAGUCCUUCCACAGCAAGACAUUCCUUCCAAAGUUGCAUGACUGUGACACAGAUGAUGAUGUGGCAAUGUGCUUCCUGAAAAACAAGGAAGGAUUUGAACAUUACCUCCAGUAUCUUGUAGGACAGAGCCAAGCUGAAUCUGCUGUCAGUGACAAAAAUAUCCAUCGUUUCUUUAAGGAGUACUCUGAGAAAGAGCAGGCGACUGCAGGCCCUGGGGAUCCUCCAGUUCGAAGCAUAAAUGCUUACCUGCAGCAACCCCUGGAGAGGAUUCAGAAGUACAAGGCCUUCCUUAAGGAUCUCAUCCGAAACAAGGCAAGAAACGGCCAGAACUGCUGCCUCCUGGAAGAGGCGUACGCCAUGGUGUCUGCACUCCCUCAGCGUUCAGAGAACACCCACCAUGUCUCCCUGAUCGAGAACUAUCCUGCUACCCUGGAAGUUCUUGGAGAACCAAUCAGACAGGGACCUUUCCAAGUGUGGGAGGGAGCUCCUGGAGUUAGAACAUCCUCUAGAGGUCACCACCGCCAUGUCUUCCUCUUUAGGAAUUACUGUAUCAUUUGCAAACCCAAAAGAGACAGCAACACUGAAACACAAGCAUAUGUUUUUAAGAACAUGAUGAAGCUAAAUAACAUCGAUGUGAACGAAACGGUGGAAGGUGAUGAUCGGGCCUUUGAGAUAUGGCAUGAACGGGAGGACUCUGUGAGAAAAUACACUUUACAGGCCCGAACGGUCAUUAUCAAGAACUCCUGGCUGCGAGACCUCAGGGAGCUGCAGCAGCGCUACAGCAUGCCUGCAUGGAGUUCCCCUGAUUUUGUAGAAAUUUUGGCAAACUGCACAGCAGAGUUGGGUCAAACAAUCAAACUUGCCUGCAAAGUUACUGGGGUGCCUAAACCUGUUGUUAUCUGGUACAAAGAUGGACGAACAGUAGAGGCAGAUCCUCAUCACAUCAUCAUUGAGGACCCUGAUGGCUCCUGCACACUCAUCCUGGAUAACAUGACUGCAGAUGAUUCCGGCCAGUACAUGUGCUUUGCAUCAAGCCCAGCAGGAAAUGCAACUACACUUGGAAAAAUCACUGUUCAAGUGCCUCCUCGUUUUGUAAAUAAAAUGAGAAAUGCUGUCUUCGUUGCUGGUGAAGAUGCUCAGUUCACUUGUGUGAUACAAAGCGCCCCCAGCCCAAAAAUAAGGUGGUUCAAAGAUGGCCGACUAUUGACUGACCAGGAGAAGUAUCAGACCUACAGCGAGGUCCGUAGUGGGGUUCUGGUUCUGGUUGUAAAAAACCUGACUGAGAGAGACCUUGGACACUACGAGUGCGAGGUGUCAAACCGCCUGGGCAGUGCCAAAUGUGCUGCAGAUUUAGUUUUUCCUUCCGCUGUGGUCCGCAGUGGGGAGCAGGCCAUCACCACUGAAGUUACCGAACAGGAGACUAAACUACCAAAGAAGACCAUUAUAAUUGAGGAGACCAUUACCACUGUUGUGAAGAACCCACGCAUGAGGAGACACAGAUCUCCAGGCUUGACUGUUCCUGGAGCCCACCGCUCUGAGACCUCCACCCCUGAGCCACCUGCAACCAGGCCAAGAAGGAUGCCCACCCCGAGAAAGACCACCAUCCCAACCCUCUAUGUUACUGAGUCUGAGGGGACUGGAGCCAGGGCAGCAGAGAGCAGGCCCAGGUGGGUUGAGGUGGAGGAGGUCAUCGAGUAUAAGGUCAAUAAGUCUCCCAGACUGCCCAGGAGAAGAGGAAUUUCACCUGCAGGCUCUGAUCGUGCAGCCACCCCCUCCAGACCUAAGAGGUCUCCCCUAGACAACUUCAAUGCCAACAACUCAAAUAACAAGCUGGUGGAGCAGGCGCAGAAACAUCUGAACGGAGACAUCAGCAGCCAGAGCGUCUCCUGGGAGGAAGACGAGCCUCAGAUCGCUUCGGGCUCUGCUUCGAGAGAACCACAUGAACUUUCAUCUGUCCUAACACUUGCUGAAGAUGCUGAUGACCAGGAUGAUCAACAAACUGUUAUCUUUGAACCUGAAGAUGAGGAUACUGAGGAGCCUGAACCAGUAGUUCUGAAACAAGGAGAUCGUAUUUUGAACCUGGAAGACUUGGAGGAUUACAUCCCAGGAGAAGGCGAAACCUACGGCUCCUCCAGCUCCUCUCACAUCUCUGAUGAGAAACCCUGUGAGAUUUCUGUCCUUCAGAGGGAGAUCGGGGGGUCCCAAGUGGGACAGCCAGUGUUUCUCAAUGUGGGGCGGCCUGAUAUUGUUCCAAGGCAAAGAAGUGGCUUCUUUGGCCGCUUCAGGGAGCAUAUCUCCAACAAUCUUUUCCCCUCUACCUCUCCGCAAGAAAGCGGAGCUCGACCCCGAACUGAGAGACAAGUCCCAAUCCAAGUGAGCCAUGCAAAGCUAGAGGUGAAGCCCUCCUACUGCUCCGAGGUGCAGAGAGUAGAGGGCGGGCAGCAGAGCUUUAAAACAAAAGUGUCCACUCAAACCUACGGCUACACAUCAGUUGGAAAUCCUGUCACUCUUCAAAUUAAAGAGAAGCCCUUUCAAAGCCAGUAAACAUCUUCUAAUUGGUGACACAAAUCCUUAGUCUUAAAUGGAUAAUUUGUGCUUGCAUGGUUAAAAUAAUCUAACAAAAUAAUAUCUACUACAUUUAAAAAACCAUUCCGUUUUGAAGCAGCCAGUCAGAAAAUAGUCUGAUCCUCAGUUGUUUUUGCGGGAUUCAGAGUUUUCUUUAGGCAAGGGAAUGUGGAAACUGCAAAUUGUAGGGAUACAUAUGUCUCUAUAGACAAGUUUCAGUCUCAUUCUGUAAUUUUAACUGCUGCAUGACAUGCAGCAUAAAUUAAGUGGACAGAUGACAAGGAAAUAUAAAGUAACAUUUUACUGUUAAUGAGUUGGAAGUUUGUUUUCAUAGACGUGCCAUCAUAAAAUCAUCAUAUCGGCAAUAGUAACUCAUCCAAGCAGUGACAUUUUGAACACCUCUGACUUUAUUUCUGGAUUGUCAUUAAAUGCAUAUUAGUAUCAUAUCAUCAAGGUUUUUUUUUUGUACUUUUCAGAAGCGUUUUUGUUUCACAGUGUCUAUGAGCUUUGAAACUGAAAAUACUUACAAUGAACAGUGAAGACUGACUUUCUGCACUGCUUGCUGUUGUUUAGGUUUAAUCACUGGUGUGCAAUUAAAUCAUAGACAAACUUUGGUGUAGAUGUAUGAAUGAUUCCUUGGUGAACUUUAGAUUGCUUAGCUUUUUUUCAGGUACCAUCAACUAAGGCUUAGUAGUUGAUAACUGAAACAUACGUCCAUAUUCUAUCAUUUACUUUUCUUUUUUUUUUUUUUUUUUUUUACAAAGCUUCUUUGACAAAUUUGGGCCUUUUGAUGUUUGGCAGUUGCCUGCAAAUUCAAGGUUCAACAAGGGCAUCCUUUUGUGUGUCCGUGACAUAUUUAUGAGUGACUGCAUGUAUUUGCUUUGUAAACCAAACGUGUUAAGCAGAACCGUCUUGUAUUUACACUAUGUGAAAAUGUUGAUAGACCUGAAAUUCCAGGACAUCACUUUCUUGGAAGACGUUGCUGUGCUUGUUUCUAUAUUAAGGUGUCAUCGAUUGGGUAUGGACUAUGUAUGUUAUGAUAUUUUAGGUCUAACAGAUUGUAAUUGCUUGCAAUGUUCAUGUGGAGUUGUGGACAAUAAUGAGGUUGAGCACAAAGUAAAUAAAUGUACAGAAAAUA